AUGUCAUGUUCCUCAAAGAAAGCAGCUAAGGAGGAAGCAUCUCCCUAUUCGUUACUUGAUAUCUGCCUGAAUUUCAUGACUACUCACCUUGAAAAGUUCUGUUCUGCAAGGCAAGAUGGAACACUGUGUCUGCAGGAACCUGGAGUAUUUCCACAGGAAGUGGCUGAUCGACUGCUUCAGACCAUGGCUUUUCAUGGUCUACUGAAUGAUGGAACCGUGGGUAUUUUCCGGGGCAACCAGAUGCGCUUAAAGCGAGCUUGCAUUCGCAAAGCAAAGAUCUCUGCUGUUGCUUUCCGGAAAGCCUUUUGCCACCACAAGUUAGUGGAACUUGAUGCCACAGGGGUGAAUGCUGACAUCACGAUUACAGACAUCAUCAGCGGGCUUGGCAGUAACAAAUGGAUCCAGCAAAAUCUCCAGUGCCUAGUGCUGAACUCAUUGACUCUCUCUCUCGAAGAUCCUUAUGAACGGUGCUUCAGCCGUCUUUCUGGCCUUCGAGCUUUGAGCAUCACCAACGUUCUCUUUUACAAUGAAGACCUGGCUGAAGUUGCUUCCUUGCCAAGAUUGGAGAGCCUGGACAUUUCCAACACGUCCAUCACAGAUAUCACUGCUCUUUUGGCUUGCAAAGACCGCCUCAAGUCUCUAACCAUGCACCACUUGAAAUGUUUGAAAAUGACCACGACCCAGAUACUAGAUGUGGUUCAGGAGCUAAAGCAUUUGAAUCAUCUUGAUAUUUCAGAUGAUAAACAGUUUACAUCAGACAUAGCUCUUCGCUUAUUGGAACAAAAGGACAUCCUGCCCAACCUCGUCUCCCUGGAUGUUUCUGGGAGAAAACACGUGACAGAUAAAGCUGUGGAAGCCUUUAUUCAACAACGGCCCAGCAUGCAGUUUGUAGGUUUGUUGGCCACUGAUGCUGGCUACUCAGAAUUCCUCACAGGAGAAGGACAUUUGAAGGUGUCCGGGGAAGCCAACGAAACCCAGAUUGCGGAAGCAUUGAAGCGAUACAGUGAGCGAGCUUUCUUUGUCCGAGAAGCUCUCUUCCAUCUUUUCAGCCUGACUCAUGUGAUGGAAAAAACAAAGCCAGAAAUUUUAAAGCUUGUGGUUACCGGGAUGAGAAACCACCCUAUGAAUUUGCCAGUGCAGCUGGCUGCAAGCGCCUGUGUGUUUAACUUAACCAAGCAGGAUCUUGCUACAGGAAUGCCCGUACGGCUCCUGGCCGAUGUGACCCAUUUGCUGCUCAAAGCCAUGGAACAUUUUCCUAAUCAUCAGCAGUUACAGAAGAAUUGCCUCCUCUCACUUUGCAGUGACCGGAUUCUUCAAGAUGUCCCAUUUAACAGGUUCGAAGCUGCCAAGCUGGUCAUGCAAUGGCUCUGCAACCAUGAGGAUCAAAACAUGCAGAGGAUGGCGGUUGCUAUCAUUUCCAUCCUGGCUGCCAAGCUUUCUACAGAGCAAACUGCACAGCUUGGUGCCGAGCUCUUCAUUGUCAGGCAACUUCUUCAAAUAGUGAAGCAGAAAACCAAUCAAAAUUCAGUGGACACCACUUUGAAGUUUACACUGAGUGCACUCUGGAACCUCACAGAUGAAUCCCCAACCACUUGCAGACACUUCAUUGAGAACCAAGGGUUAGAACUCUUCAUGAGGGUUCUGGAGUCUUUCCCAAGUGAAUCAUCCAUUCAACAGAAAGUCCUAGGACUUUUGAACAAUAUAGCUGAAGUACAGGAAUUGCAUUCUGAAUUAAUGUGGAAGGAUUUUAUAGACCACAUCAGUAGCCUUCUACACAGUGUGGAAGUGGAAGUCAGUUACUUUGCAGCUGGAAUUAUUGCCCACUUAAUAUCCAGAGGUGAACAGGCCUGGACACUGAGCCGCAGCCAAAGGAAUUCUCUUCUGGAUGAUCUGCAUUCAGCUAUUUUGAAAUGGCCAACUCCAGAGUGUGAGAUGGUAGCAUACAGGUCCUUCAAUCCAUUUUUCCCAUUACUUGGCUGUUUCACAACACCUGGAGUUCAACUGUGGGCAGUUUGGGCCAUGCAACAUGUGUGUAGCAAGAAUCCCUCAAGGUACUGCAGUAUGCUGAUUGAAGAAGGAGGUUUGCAGCAUUUAUACAACAUCAAAGAACAUGAACAGACUGAUCCCCACGUCCAACAGAUUGCUGUGGCCAUUCUGGACAGCUUAGAAAAACACAUCGUACGUCAUGGGAGGCCACCUCCCUGUAAAAAGCAACCCCAGGCCCGACUAAAUUGAUAGCCAUAGGUAAUUGGGUAAUCCAGUCACAGGAAUAGUUUUUGUCAUUGGUUCAUUUGGAAUAGCUUCCCGUCUAUGAUGUUUUGUGAGUUUCUAAGACAAAAGUCAUAGGAUCUAUUUGGGAUUGAUGAUAUACAGUGCUGACCAUGUGAACAGUCUUAAUUCGUCUUGUGAUUUUUAACUUAUGAGGCAAGAAGGGUCUCUUCCUUCACCAUUGCCUUUUAGGAAAUUUUCCACAUCUUUCAGUGUUUGAAUUUACCUAUGCUUGAGAAUCUACAGUUUUAUGAUAAAGUUUGCACGAACCCUUAGGUCAGACUCUUCUGAUUUCAUUAUCCCUUCCAAUCCAUUUGCAGCCGCAGAUAAGCUGUUACCCUGAUUUCCGGCACUGCUGUAGUUGUAAAUUUUAUACUGCUUCUGUAUAAAAUUCUCUGUGUGUGUAUCUUUUACAAGAUGUCCUCUUGUGUAAAAGAACGGAAAUUGGAAUCCUGUCCUGUGGAAGCUACUCACCAGCUGGACCCUGAAUGGUUGACAGAGAAAUACAUUCAAGAGAAAAUUUAUUGAGAGAAAAAGGUGUUUAGAGGCUGGGAAAGGGUCACUUCUAGAAUGGCAGAUGCUGUCCUUUGGAGCGCAGUGGCUUGUUUUCCACACUUACAUCCAAAGCUUGGACUGCUCCCUGCACAGACUGCUGAUUGUCCUACAUCUAUUUCCCCAAGCAUCACAGUGUCCCAUAGUACAACAUUCUGUGUUAGAAACUAACUGUCCAAAAGUCUCUAGGUCAUUUUGAUGUGAAAAUGUGAAUUUUUAUAAAACUUUCCUCUGGUUAAAACUGGCCCUUCUCUUCCCUCUAUUUCAAAGUCAUGUUUGUUCAGUGGACUAGAGAACACAGAUGAAGAUGAGGUCACUUGGUCAGUUAAAAGACAAUUAACAACAGCAUAUUGUGCCAUGAGAAGUUAAGUUUUAUUUUGUUUCAAUAUCUAUACAUCCUCUGUUGUUCAAAUUGGGGGAAAUGUCCACUGUCAGAAAUGAGAAAGUAUUAUAAGAUCAUCGUUAAAUGUAAUGAUUCUAGUUUCAGUGUAUAAGAGGAAAUGUUUUUGAUGGAUUUGUUUUCAGAAAUUGCCAUUUCCUCAAGGGUACCUGUUACAAUAUUGUAAAGAAUCAAUUAUUAUAUUAAUAAUAACACUUGGGAGACAGAAAGUCACCAAGAAACUUAAUUUUUAUUUUAAUUUACAUAUUGUGAUAGAUCAUUUGCAAUCUCAAAAGACCAGAUUCUUUUUUCCCCAAAAAUGACCAAAAUGUUAUCCAUUGAGAUUUUAAAUGAAAUAUGUAAAUUAUAGUAAUUAUUCAGAAGCAUCUUAAUUUAAAGAGGAGCUGGUUUAUUAAGAUGUUGAUAACAUUUUGACAAGUGUCAUACUACUUUUAGACUUGAAUUACUUAAAACUUCCUCACAAGGUUAAAAACAGGAAAAAAUUAAUGAAUAGCUAUUUAGAACCAUUCGAAAACAUGGAAUUUUAAUUCUGACUUGAUUUAAGAUAAAUUUUCAUAUGUUAAGUCUAAUUUCAGAGGAAAUUUAAAAAAUUAUUUUCCAUUUUUUUGCUGGAUUCUAAUGGCUAAGACAGAAUGCAAAAUAGAAAAGGCCUAUAUAUAGUAUCGUGAAAGUUACCAGCUCUAAUCUUGGAAGUUACUAGUUCUUGUGAUCAUUCUCAGGUCUCUCACGUAGUGUACUUAAGGAAAAACGCAUUUAUGAUGUUUGUCUUCACAUUUCUAGUUUGUGUUCUUCAAGACGAAAAUGUGUGUUCCUUCUAGAUUAAUGCCAAGUUUUUGUCUUUACAAAUUGAUUUCAGAAUGGGCUAGAAACAGUUACUUCCUUUCUUUUUUUUCAGAGAUAACGUAUUGAUAGGUAAAGAUUAAAAAAUAUUUAAUAGCAAAUAAGUUUAAUACUGUAAGCAUCAGUCGUGAUCAGGUACUUUUGAGUCCUCAAAGAAAACUGUUCACCUCUGAAAUUCUAAAAAUUUUAGUGCCUUUGUGGUUGGGAUGGUUCUUAACUGUAAAUGAGUAAGGAAUAAAAUUGUCGUUAUGGUCUCAGAUCUACCUAAAAUUUAGUGUAUAUGUGUGUGUAUAUUAUACACAUACAUACACAGACAGGUGUAUAAAUGAUGAGACCUAACUGGCCGGUCUCUAACUAAAUCUGUAAGUCCUCCCUUUCACAAUGGUAUACUAGAAGGGCGCAGGACUUGUUGUCUUCAUGGGUUACCUAUCUCUGAGGUGGCUUACAGGUGCUAUUUCAAGCACAAUUAGACUAGGGAUGAACCACUUAUUUCUCAAAUUAUUGGUGCACUCAGAAAUUUUAAACCAUCACUAGGAGUGCUUAGUGGCACAAACAAUUUUAACAUUCUGGGCUACAAACUGUAAGGUGGGAAGUUUGAGUCCACCCCGAGGGCCUCAGUUGCUAGGAUUACCAUGGAUCAUCUCAGCCAUUGAAAACCUACGUAGCACACUACUCUGACAGCUCAGGUUGCCAAGUGUUGGACAUCAACAUGACGGCAACUGGUAAGAAUAAGAUAGGCUCCAAGCACGAGCGAGGCUUAGAUAUACUAAAGAAAAGGGAAUUGGAUUUUUUUAGAGUAUAAUAAUGCAUGGUGGUAUCACUGAGUAAAACAAGAUUAAUCUGAAAUUAGGGCAAAAAUAAAGGCAUCUUAUUCUUUCUAACAAGUUUGGCCAUUGUCUUAAUACUAUAUAAAAAUAUUUUGUUGUUUUUGCAUUUGAAAAACAAAACAAGUCAAGUAUAAUAAGAAAUGAUUUUCCCCUCUGGCCAGAGGCGACUGAUGCUAGUUGAAGAUUUAAAAAAGCACAUCAGAUCUACAAUUUGUGGAAUUUCUGUUACUCACCCCUAGAAGAAAUGCCACGAAGUGGGUAGUAGUCAAUUUAAGUGGAUUACCCAAAGUUGAGGUGAAUCACCUUAAAGCUGCUAGAGAAGUUUGUUUAUACAAGACUUUCUAUUUUCAAAUGUCCAAAGAAUCCAGGGUUCAUAUCUAAAAACGCCAAUCCUAUGUACUUAGCUUUAGGAAGUUUUUUUUUUUAACUCAUGAAACUUUUGUUUUCUCCCCAGUUACUUUUAUUUGGCUAUGAUUUUAAUUCUGAGAAUACCGCAAGAUAGCACGGGGGCAGUUGCUUAACUUUGUGGAGCACAUUAUGAUAAGACUCUAUUUUGUGUGCCGAGAUAAGGUUGUGAGUAUAUGUCAGUACUUUUCAAUCUUAAAACAAAGGGAUGUUGCUUUUUAGUGGGUAUCUUUACCGGGGUAACCCUUGCUUUGAAGUCAUCUUGGUCUCUACUGUUUUCAACGCCAGCUCUUUGUUGAAGUUCUCACCAGAGCAAGUAAGCCCUUAACCAAAGUGUGUAUAAAAUGCACCCAGUAGUAGAAUUCCAAGAUGCAUUUCUGCCGUAAAUCCAAACCACUGCCAUAGAGGCAAUCCCAACUAUUAGUGAGCUCACGGGAUCGAGUCGAACUGCCUCACAGGUUUCCAAGGCCGUAAACCUUUACAGAAGAGAUGGCCUCAUCUUCCUCCAGCGCACUGUGGCUGGUGGUCUGGCACCACCAAUUUAAUGGUUAGCCGCUGAGUGCUUAAACUUCUGUGCUACCAAGACCCCUUUUCCCCUCUUCUGGGACUUUGUACUUUAAAAUACUUCAAUGCUUUACCCCCAGUGGGCAGCAGUUCCCAAGGUUGAAGACAGGUCACAAAGUAACAAAGAAAGCAACCUUUUUGUUUUGUACAUGGUGAAACAUACCUCACUUUGUCCUCUGAUGAUUUGUUUACAUCAUUUAGUAUUAUGCAGUUUUUAUGUUGGAGUAAACAGUAUUAUUAUGCUGAAGACAUAAGUACAGACGGUAUAAUCGUGUCAGCUGAUGUGGGCCCUUCCAGUUUUAGCGUAUAUGCUAUGCCUUGGGGAUUCUUGGGUUGCUGGGACGUCAGAGGGGGGUCUGAGGCAGCUUCCAGAGAGGUUUGAACUUUUGGUUUCCCUCUCAAACCCUUUGCAAUAGUUUCAAACGAUUGUGUGGAUAUUGGAUGUUUAGCCUUUACCAUUUGCGGUGUGUUAAUGCAUUUUUAAUAUUGUAGUGUUAACUCACACAAACUGUUUAUUUUGGGAAUACUAAUGCAAAACCAGCCGUGGUCCAGUGGUGAGGAUAGCAAUAUGGUAAGAAAAUAUAUUGACUAUGCUUCUAAUAAAUAAUUGUUUAGUAUUUCACAUUUACCAUGACACGGUACACUCUUAAUUAUGCAUUCUUUGAUAAUUAAAUCUUAACCCAGGAUACUAUGUUAACAAACAGGUCGUUAACAUAGCUUUCUUAAAAGAAAGAGCUUUUCCGUGCUGCUUUCUCCACUUUUGAUUUUUUGUCAGCAAAUUAUGUGAAGAUCAAUGGUGUUUCUCAUUACUCUAGGUGAGACAAAGCUCAUUUGGACAACCUAACUUUAUAGCUAGACAGAAUGGCUACUAAGAAUAUUUAGAUAAUCAAAAUUUAUGAAAAUUAUUUAGGGAUAAGCUAUAAAACCCGCUCAUUAAGCAUAUGUCGUUGACUUUGGACUUGAAUAAAAAUAGUUCCAACUCUGUUAUUUGAGGCUUAUUUGAAUCAGCUUAAAAACAACAAGCUACCUAGUUAAUAAGCAGAGAGAAGCAUUAAUAAAACAAAUUCUUGAAAGCAUUUUUUUCUCUUUAAAAAUAAGAGGACGUUAAGAUUUAUACUCUGAGUAACCUUCAGGAAUAAAAUAAAUUCCCAUUGUCAAAUCUCACUGACUUUGGUUACAGCAAUCUUUUGCUUGCAUUGUGCUAGAAGAGUUUAGCUCCUUUAAAAGGAUAUGACAAUUUUAUUGGAAAGUGUCAUGUGUAUACAUUCAAGGGUUCUGAAUUAUCUGGACUGAAGGCACUGUUCUCACUGUGGCCAGAAGAAUGGGUGUAUUCUGUACAAGAAUCAUGCUACAUUUUAAAUCAAGAUAUCACUUGGUAUCAAUGUGUGUACAGAUUUUUGUUUGGGUUUUUUUUGUUUUGCCUAAAUAAAUGUUAUUAUAAAUUUUA
Messenger RNA from Echinops telfairi (small Madagascar hedgehog), 7303 nucleotides. RefSeq names its product zyg-11 family member B, cell cycle regulator (gene ZYG11B). Gene Ontology annotation, cellular component: Cul2-RING ubiquitin ligase complex. The record is from RefSeq and is a predicted model, not a curated record. Gene Ontology annotation, molecular function: protein binding. Lineage: Eukaryota; Metazoa; Chordata; Mammalia; Afrosoricida; Tenrecidae. The transcript is spliced from 14 exons. Bases 1 to 2235 code for a protein of 744 amino acids.